AUGCGACAUGUAUCUCAUCGCAUCUUACAUAUUUGUGCAUCUGUGCAGCAGACGGAAAUGAUCAGAAAACAGGCCCGAGAAAGAAGAGAGUUUCUCUACCGCAAGUCGGUACAGCUCCAGGAAUCGAAGCUCGCCGAGAAACGCCGGCAGUUGAAGGCAGCUUUGGCUUCAGGAAAACCGCUUUCGAAAGAUUUGGCCGAAGAUGAACAGCUUCGAAAAGAUUUCAUUUUCGAUGAAAGUGAGCAGGUGAAUGUCGAUGACGAGUAUUCUGCGCUCAGCGGCAUUGCGGAGCCCAAGGUGAUUGUGACAACGUCGAGAAGUCCAUCGGUAAAACUUCUUCAGUUCGCCAAAGAGAUGAAACUAUUUUUUCCGCAAUCGGUGAAACUCAACCGGGGAAACUACAUUGUUCCAGAACUCGUGGAGUCUUGCAAAAAAGUCAAUAUGACUGACAUGGUGGUGCUUCACGAGCACCGAGGGGUUCCCACGUCGCUCACAAUCUCGCAUUUUCCCCAUGGACCAACCGCCAUGUUCUCAUUGCACAAUGUCAAACUUCGUCAUGAUUUGCCCAAUCUUGGUAAUAUUUCCGAGGCAUAUCCACAUUUAAUUUUUGAAAACUUUACCACGCCGCUCGGACAGAGAGUGGUACAAAUUCUCAAGCAUUUGUUUCCGCCUGGAGCUAAAAAAGAUAGUUCCAGAGUUAUCACAUUUGUCAAUAAUGACGACUUUAUAACCGUGAGACACCAUGUAUAUGUACGAACAAAAGACAGUGUUGAGCUCAGUGAAGUGGGACCACGAUUUGAAAUGAAGCUUUAUGAGGUUCGGUUGGGGUUGAUCGACAACAAGGAUAGCGAUAUCGAGUGGCAGGCCAAGCGGUUUAUCAGGACUGCCAACCGGAAGAAUUAUUUGUAA
This is a messenger RNA of Meyerozyma guilliermondii ATCC 6260, 909 nucleotides long. It is a transcript of the gene IMP4, whose product is annotated as snoRNA-binding rRNA-processing protein. The record is from RefSeq and is a predicted model, not a curated record. Gene Ontology annotation, cellular component: nucleolus; Mpp10 complex; small-subunit processome. Lineage: Eukaryota; Fungi; Ascomycota; Pichiomycetes; Serinales; Debaryomycetaceae. The transcript has a single exon. Gene Ontology annotation, molecular function: snoRNA binding; rRNA primary transcript binding. The coding region runs from base 1 to 909 and encodes 302 amino acids. Gene Ontology annotation, biological process: rRNA processing.